AUGAGUAGUGUGAUUCAGAAGAGAGUUUUUGUCGGAAAUAUUUUCCAUGACGCGGACCAGUGUUAUUCAGAAUUGCUAGAUCGGUUUGGCAAAUUUGGUGAUUGCCAAGAAGCUCAGUUUGAAAAACAUGAUCAUUUUGCAUUCAUUGAUGUGAAAUUCAAUGACGAAGCAGCAUUCAACAAAUUGAAAAAAAGUUUCAACAAUGUUAAGUUCAAAGGAAACGUUUUGAAGGUUGAUGAAGCGAAGCCAAGUUGGGAAACUACCUGGGCCCUACAACAUACGAAGGACCUCGAGGAAGAUAUAGUGCAAAGUAUCAAGAUGAAAAAGAAGGAUUGGGAACAUUAUAAGAAAAUGGAGAACGUGGCGAAAAGUUGGAAAGACCAUAAGGAGGUUAUUGCCGGUAGAAUGAGGAAGGCACCAAGAAAAAAAGGCCAGCUGAGAAACAUCACGUUCAGGAUAAAUGUCGAUGGAUCUUUAAAAGUUUAUAAAUGUUACAAGACCAAAUUAUGGGGAUAUGAGAGGAAUAAAGAGUUGAACGAUUUAGUGUACAAAUUUACGAAUAAUUUCUGGAAGAACGGGUAUGACCAUAUCGUAGAUAGACUGGAUUAUAGUCAUGCCGCCAAAACUAUCCGGUUCAAGAGUGGGUCGAAGCAGUUAACCAUAUCACAAAAUGAAACUAGUGGGAAGGAAAAUGCGGACAGCGAUGAGAAUAUGUCAGAAGAAGAGAAGGAGAAAAAUAAUGUUAUUCUAAGCGGCCUAUUAAAGGACUUUGACUUCGAUAAGCCAGUGCCGUUAUAUGACUCCGACGUUGAACCCAUCUCGCAAGUUGGAGGAGAGGAAGAAAAUGCCCCAGAGGAAGAAAAUGCCCUAGAGGAAGAAAACGCCCCAGAGGAGGAGGAGGAGGAUGUUGAACUAGCAGACGUUCCAGAGGUGGACGUGUCGGAACGAGAGAAUGGCAUACUGCAAGAAGCCUCUGAGAAGAAAAAAGAGCUCGACGAGGGUCAGGAAGAGGAUCAUGAGUUUAUUCCGACUUUCACCGGGGAACCUGGUCAAGGCACAAUAAGCAACACCGAGACAUUGAGAAGUUUAUUUAAUCCCAGCGAGGUGGAAACUGUGUCACAAUUCAAAUUGAUUGAAGAUUCGGAUAAUGACAUUGAUCGUACGAAAGGCAUUGAUGUCGGUCAGCAGGAGGAAGAAGCAAGCAGACCAAACCGCUUAGACGUCGUGUUCCCUGUAACACAAGCGACGAAAGAUAAGGAUACGAAAAAUUUCUUAUUUUUUCCUCAUUUGCAAUCGCCAUUCUUGAUAGGGCAAACACAAGUGAGUAAAGUAAGGGCUAGUGGAAAAGAAACGAUACUAUCGAAUUGGGAUGAAGAGUUUUGGGCCAAUAGAGGUAGUUGGACCCGUGACAUGAGACGCAAAAUGAAAGAUGCAUUGAAGCAUCGUAAGAGGAAACAAUCGAAAAAUGGAGUUCUUUUAUAG
Molecule: messenger RNA, 1482 nt
Organism: Saccharomyces kudriavzevii IFO 1802
Lineage: Eukaryota; Fungi; Ascomycota; Saccharomycetes; Saccharomycetales; Saccharomycetaceae
Gene: NOP8
Product: Nop8p
Exons: 1
Coding region: 1-1482 (493 amino acids)
Molecular function (GO): RNA binding
Source: RefSeq, a predicted model, not a curated record